Varanus komodoensis (Komodo dragon) is the source of this 1689-nucleotide messenger RNA. RefSeq names its product NADPH oxidase 4 (gene NOX4). Gene Ontology annotation, biological process: superoxide anion generation; defense response. The coding region runs from base 88 to 1689 and encodes 533 amino acids. Gene Ontology annotation, molecular function: superoxide-generating NAD(P)H oxidase activity. Lineage: Eukaryota; Metazoa; Chordata; Lepidosauria; Squamata; Varanidae. The record is from RefSeq and is a predicted model, not a curated record. Gene Ontology annotation, cellular component: plasma membrane; NADPH oxidase complex. The transcript has 17 exons.
CUGCUCUGGCUGUGUCUCAACGUGGGACUGUUUUGGAAAACAUUCCGGCGAUAUUAUCAUGAGCCUCAGUAUUACUAUUUGCAUCAGAUGUUGGGGCUAGGGUUGUGCCUCAGCAGAGCUUCGGCAUCUGUCCUCAACCUCAACUGCAGCCUGGCCCUGUUGCCCAUGUGCCGGAUUCUCUUGGCCUCCCUCCGCGGGUCUCAGAAGGUGCCCAGCCGAAAAACGAGGAGAUUGCUAGAUAAAAGCAAAAUGUUCCAUGUCACAUGUGGUGCCACCAUAUGCAUCUUUUCAGUGAUCCAUGUUGCUGCCCACCUGGUGAAUGCUUUGAACUUCUCUGUGCACUACAACGAAGAGUUUCGGGAGCUCAAUGUAGCCAGCUACCAAGGGGAGGAUCCCAGAAAACUCCUGUUUGCCACAGUUCCUGGAUUAACUGGGGUUCUUAUGGUCCUGGUGCUCUUCCUAAUGUCUACAGCUUCUACUUAUGCUAUUAGGGUGUCUAAUUAUGACAUUUUCUGGUACACCCACAACCUCUUUUUCGUCUUCUACCUACUGCUGAUGUUGCAUGUUUCUGGAGGAGUUCUAAAAUAUCAAACUAACUUGAAGGAGCAUCCGCCCGGGUGUUUUAAUCCCAACGAGACAAUUCAAGAGAACAGCCGGUUUGCAGAUGGUUUUGAAAAGUCUCUCCCUGCAAUUGCCCCGGAGGCUUUCCCAGGAGGGUUGGGCAAGCUGGAACCUCUUCUCAGAAGCAGCUUUGUUUGUACGGAGGAACCAAAAUUCCAAGCCCAUUUCCCGGAGACGUGGCUGUGGAUCUCCGGCCCAUUGUGCUUGUAUUGCGCAGAGAGACUCUACCGCUACAUGCGUAGCAGCAACAGACCCGUCACGAUCACCGCGGCAAUCAGCCAUCCCUGUGAUGUCCUUGAGAUAAGGAUGGUGAAGGAGGAUUUCAAAGCACGGCCCGGGCAGUAUGUCAUUCUACACUGUCCCAGCGUCUCAUCUGUUGAAAGCCAUCCCUUUACCCUAACACUGUGCCCAACGACUACCAAAGCAACAUUUGGCGUUCAUAUUAAAGUUGUAGGAGAUUGGACAGAGAGAUUUCGGGAUCUGUUGCUGCUUCAUUCCGACUGGGAUGCCGACAUUCUGCCCAUCUUUCAGCAAAGGCAUUAUCCUAAGGUGUAUGUAGAUGGUCCCUUCGGGAGCCCCUUUGAAGAAUCCUUCAACUAUGAAAUCAGUCUCUGUGUGGCCGGAGGCAUCGGCGUGACUCCGUUUGCAUCCAUCCUCAACACCUUGCUCGAUGACUGGGAAUGCUAUAAACUCAGGAGACUUUACCUAAUUUGGGUGUGCCGAGACAUCCAGUCAUUCUGCUGGUUCGCUGAUCUGAUCUGCAGAUUGCAUAACAAGCUCUGGCAAGAAAACCGGCCAGACUUUGUAAAUAUCCAGCUAUACCUCAGUCAAACGGAUGGGAUACAGAAAAUCAUUGGAGAGAAGUACCAAGUACUGAACCGCCGGCUUUUCAUUGGACGGCCUCGCUGGAAACUUCUAUUUAAUGAAAUCGCCAAGUGUAACAGGCAGAAGACUGUUGGUGUUUUUUGCUGUGGGCCCAAUGAAAUCUCCAAAGCCCUUCAUAAGCUGAGCAACAGCAGCAAUCCCUAUGGGACCAGGUUUGAAUACAAUAAGGAAUCCUUCAGCUAA